UUCAAGCGAAAGAAACUCCAAUUACCAGUGCAAGAACAACUAGCCAAGUCAAAAAGAAAGAAAUAAACCAAAACCUAUUCCCAAUUGUGUUCCAAGUGAAAUUGAUUGCAACAGAUUACAGAGAAUUCGUUGAGAGUAUAAAAGACAAGCUUCAAACAGAAACGGAAGUCAGUAAGCAACGGAAGCAAAUGGCAAACUAUAGACAACAUUUGAAGCUUGUGCUUUGCCUCUAUUUGGCCACAAUUGGUGGUGCAAAUGAGGUGCAGCAUCAGGAGGUGGAUUCCUUACAUCGCAGCAAACGAACUUUGACCACAAUUUGUGUAGAGAUCAAACCAAGUGGUCCACAGGAGGAGCCCUAUUAUAUGUGCAAGGGAGCGGACUUUAGAGGCGGCGGUGGAGGCGAUGGUCGAGGCGGUGGUGGAGGUGGUGGACAACAGGAACAGCAACCACAGUUGCCACAGCCACCAAAUGUUCAGCCAGUUUAUCAACCUGUGACACCUAUUGCUACCUUUCCGUCAUUUCCCGCCUUUGCCGGUGGGUUUAUUCCAGUUCAGCCCGUCCAUGAGGAACCCAGCAAAAUUACACAGACAACGACGAUCUACCAGGGCCAGCCCCAAUCGCAAACCCAAAGCAAUUCCCAUAUCCAACCAGUCCAAGGCCAGCAUGGAACAAUUCCAGGCGGCGAGCAAUAUCCUUCUCCCACUGCGCCUGCUGCUCCUACGCAAUCGUAUGGCAUGCCAACAGUUCCUUACCCAAAUCAAGGAGGCCCAUCAGCAGUUGCAGGAGGAAUUGCAGCAGGCCCAGGCCCAGCGGCCACGCCCAUUACAUAUAAUCCUGCAGCAGCUAAGAAACCGUCGGGAGCUCACAAAAUCACGUCAUCAAAGCCAUCGUCGAGACCAUCGUAUGAAUCCUCUUAUGCUCUAGGCAGUCGUUAUCGCCCCGGACUAGAUGAAGAUGUCUUAGCCCUACCGAAUGUGGGUUUCCAACGAGACGAGCUUAAUCAACAGUACCGCUUGGCUCAGAGUGAGCCACAGUCCUUAGUGGGUGCAGUGCAGCAGCAACAGCAAAAUCAGCCCAUGAUAUGGUUGCCACAACCUCAAGCCCAGUCCCAGCCGAUACUUGGCUCGCCUGCCAUGCCCGAUUAUCAUGAUGAUCCGGUGAUGAGAGCAUUUUAUGGUAGUUUACAACCAACGGCAUCAGCACCACCACCACCCCAAGUGGCUGCUCCUCCACAAGUGGAGAGUCCAAAACAAAAAGAAAUGCUGGCUCUGUCAGGACCUACCCUAUUUGAUGCCUUGCUGGGACAGCCAGCUCCACCUAGCUAUUAUGGCUCCUACCCUGGAUAUGGAGGACCACCGACAAUGCCACCACCACCACCUGCUUAUCCCAGGGCAGAUUCCUACAAUGGUUGCAAUUCAGCUCCAUCUCCACCACGACAGUGUCCAACGGCAGCGUCAGAGACGUGUCCCAGUUUCCAACCGGUCAUCAUAGCCAUGCCUUGCUUUGGCCAACAGCCACCCACCCAUUAUCUGGCCAUGCCCAAUCAGGCACUGACUUCGACGGGUCCACUUCAAGAGUCUCUUGGUUUUGCAAUGUCACCGCAAGUGGGCAAUCCAUUUGGUAUGUCCAAUCAAUUCGGAAUGUCUCCUCAGAUGGUGCAAUCGGGAUUUUCAAUGAAUAGCCAAGUUGGAGCUUCAUAUCCAAUGGCUAAUCCUCAGGUUGGUGGACCAUUUGGCAUUGGUCCAGUAUUGAAUCCAUUCGGAGCUUUGGGAAAUCUAAAUCCCUUCAAUCCCUUCAAUCGGAUACUGGGAGCUCCAGCUCCAACCACACCUCAACCAACCAUGAAUCCUCUUAAUCGUUUAUUUGGCUUCGGAAGAAAUGGAGAAUUAUCCACUACAGUUGCUCCAUCGAGGGAUUCUUCUACAGCAACCACAGCCGGACUAUCCACCAGUAGCACCACCAUGACAACGCCCAGUUCAGAGCAACCAGAUGUCAAAGUGGGAGCAGCACUCGAUAGCGAUGAAUUGGACGAUGAGGACGAAGAGGAAGUCUUGGACGAUGACUCAAUGGUAGCUCCCACCACCGAAAUGGCAAGUGGCGAGGCCAGUGUGGGUAAAUCCCUAGAGACCUCGGAACUCACUGCCCAGCAAUAUGUCGACAAGGCCACGGAUAAACUCAAAAACGAUAAACGGAAGCGGCACAACAAUUCCCGGUCCAUGAGCCUUAGCAAUAGUUCACAAAAACGCAAAUAUCUGCAACAGUUGUAGCUAUAUUCAAUUCCAUAAUAAUACGAAUAAAAACAAUUAGACUUAUAUAACUCUAGGCUCAAUCUCACUCCAAAUCAGUCGAAAUGACACAUCCUGUAAAAGGCGAUAAAAUAGUCCAAAAGAGAUGGGGAAUUACGUGCACUUGCUUUUAAUUUGAUGGAACUUUACCCAAACCAAAGACCCCAUAAAAAAGAUUGGACUUGGAGAGAACCUUUCUGUUUAUUAUAUCCCCUGAAGGCCCUCAUUUUUAUGCUUAGUUAAUCUAAUUUAUAAAUCGCAACAUUUGCAUGGAGUCCAUUAAUUUAAUUCGCAAAUUAGUUAGAAUUAGUUGAAAGAAUCAUCAAGUGUGGAUCAUGAAAUUAUAUGAUCUUAUGUGUGUAUGGUCUUUAUAUCAGAAAUGUAUCUACUAUAACUAUUUAUAACCAUGUAUCUUUUAGUAGG
Molecule: messenger RNA, 2708 nt
Organism: Drosophila willistoni
Lineage: Eukaryota; Metazoa; Arthropoda; Insecta; Diptera; Drosophilidae
Product: trithorax group protein osa
Exons: 2
Coding region: 189-2267 (692 amino acids)
Source: RefSeq, a predicted model, not a curated record